Molecule: messenger RNA, 2484 nt
Organism: Galeopterus variegatus (Sunda flying lemur)
Lineage: Eukaryota; Metazoa; Chordata; Mammalia; Dermoptera; Cynocephalidae
Gene: LRRC66
Product: leucine rich repeat containing 66
Exons: 5
Coding region: 1-2484 (827 amino acids)
Cellular component (GO): extracellular matrix
Molecular function (GO): protein binding
Source: RefSeq, a predicted model, not a curated record
AUGACAAACUUCUAUUUCAGAAUCAUUGUUAUAGGUCUUUAUUUUACUGGAACAAUGACAAAUCCAUCAAGAAAAAGCAGUAUUUUAUUCAAUUCUGAGUGCCAAUGGAAUGAAUAUCUUCUGGCAAAUUGUUCUUUCACUGCAAAACAUGAUAUACCUGUGGACAUAUCACAGACAGCAGCUAAAGUGGAUGUAAGUUUCAGUUUCUUUAGAGUUCUUUUACAGUCUCACAUGAAAAAAGAAGACUGGAAAAUAAAAUGUUUGGACCUCAGUAACAAUCUCAUAUCAAAAAUAACUUUGAGCCCUCUCACAUAUUUACAUGCUUUGGAAAUAUUAAACCUCAGCAACAAUGCCAUCCACUCCAUCCCAUUGGAUCUACCCAGGCCUAAGUUCUUAUUUGUGAAAUGUUACAGAAGCAGCUUCAGAAGUGGGCUUCCAUUUCUAAGGGUGCUAAUUCUUCGAAGAAAUAAACUCAUUUACAUUCCCAAGGGACUGUGGAAACUGAAGUCAUUGCAGAGUUUGGAUCUGUCAUUCAAUGGGAUAUUGCAAAUUGGGUUGUCUGAUUUUCAUAACUGCCUGAAACUGGAACACCUCUACUUAAAGAGCAACAAGAUAUUCAAAAUUCACCCAGAAGCCUUCAAGGAUCUCAAAAAAUUACAGGUUGUAGACCUCAGCAACAAUGCUCUGGCCACUAUACUACCGAUGCUGAUCCUUGCUCUAGAACUUCCCCAUCUGGAGGUUGACUUGGCUGAUAACCAAUGGCAGUGUGACAGUAGCAUGGCAGUCUUCCAAAAUGUCAUUUCUGAAUCCUGGAGGAAAAAGUGGAAUGUAAUUUGCAACAAGUCUACAGGGAAUGAGGAAGCCUACUGGGGGACUUCCAAAAGCAGAAUUUCCAGGGAGGCCCACCUUCCUCACUUUAACCUGAAUCACAUGAAAAGCCUCAUGAGGAGCAAAGCAGAGAAGCACUGGGAAGGAAGGUACAUGCGCUUUUCCACUUUGGGGAGGAAGACACGUAUGGUCUCUGAUCUCAGGGAGAAGCAGAGCCCACAGCCAAGAAGGGUUAGGAAUGCCCGGGACGUGCACACUACUGGCAGAAAGAAAGACGAUUCCCAGCACCUCGCCCUGGCCGUCUGCCUGUCGGUAUUCAUCACAUUCUUUGUGGCUUUCUGCCUGGGGGCUUUCGCCAGGCCUUAUGUUGAUAGACUGUGGCGACACAGAUGCCGGAACAAAAGCCCUGGUUCAAAUAAUGCCCAUUCAAACGAGGGCUUCUACGAUGACAUUGAGGCUGCAGGGAACAUACAGCGCCCGAGGGCAGACCUGCACCCAGCCUUCCAUGAUCUGAACCUCUGUGAGAACCAGGAUGGUUUCUUGGUGACAGAGCCAAGCCCACACACUGCUGUCAUUCCUGAACAAACUCUGGGAAAGGAGCCUGGCAGUCAGCAGAGCUCAGAACGAUACAGACACAACCCCGGGGCAGGAAGUAGAACCGCUAAUGUGCUUCCAAAUGGCAGCACAGCUCGUGCCAUUCUCCGUGGACAUCCAAAUGCUGAUAAGGAUGGACUAAUUUCAGCAGCCCAGGGCCACAUCUACAAGAAUAAUGUUCUCAGAGAAUCGAAUUAUGAAACUGUGGCCCCAGAAGAUGAUCUGCAUGAGCAUGCAAGGGGCGUCUCUUCAGUAGCUGGCACCUUACAAACUGUCUCUGGCUCUACCCGUAAUGAUUCAAAUGAAUUAGACCUGUCACUCUCGAGGGAAAUGACAGCUUCUCUCUCUAAGAUGCCAACACACACAAAUGCACAGAGGACUGGAGAGAAUAGGGAAAGAUGGGGCACUGAACAGUUACCCUGGGAAAUUACAGGCUCACAGAUGGGAUUUCCUAAGGAAGCACGAGUGAGCGCUGACAUUCAUUUGCUGAGCACACAGCACCAUAGGCUCCAGGGGGCCCAUGUGGAGGAAGAGCCAUCAGCCUGCUGCAGCACCAUCACACACAGUGACCUGGGAGACACGGGCCCAGCGGUCCUUCCUCCAGGAUGGGGUAGUGUCCUGGAUGUCACUCCUGCUAAGGAGGAACCAGUGCAGGAAUGUGUUCCUUCUGACACUCAGUACGAGGUGGACACCAACUGUGAUUCUGAUGAAGGGUCUCUAUUUACUCUGAGUUCAGUGAGUUCAGAGGGUGCAGGGGACGUGACUGGCGAAGAGGCACAGGGCGAGGUGAGCUGUGGGGCCAGGGAGCCCCCACAGGACGAGAGCCCAGGGCUAAGCAAGGACAGCAUUAUGUCAGUAGAAAGUCUUGAGGGCAACAUCGCCUUCCAAAAGAUCCUGGGGAAAUGUGAGAAUCAGGAAGAUGGGUUUGAAAAAUGUCUUCUCUCUGGUCCAGACUCUGGUUUGUACGAGACUCAACAGAAAAGGACUAAUUCGGUGGACAUUUUGCUACAAACACCUACAUGUCCUGGUGAAGUCCCCUUAGAUCCUGAUAACAGUCCCUGA